Magallana angulata is the source of this 5256-nucleotide messenger RNA. RefSeq names its product kinesin heavy chain-like. Gene Ontology annotation, molecular function: microtubule binding; microtubule motor activity; ATP binding. The transcript is spliced from 19 exons. NCBI's taxonomy places the organism in Eukaryota, Metazoa, Mollusca, Bivalvia, Ostreida, Ostreidae. Gene Ontology annotation, biological process: microtubule-based movement. Bases 200 to 4141 code for a protein of 1313 amino acids. The record is from RefSeq and is a predicted model, not a curated record.
UAAAUUCUAAAAAUUAGACCGUAGAUACAAAUGGCGGUAUUCGUAAACAAGAUUGUUGCAUGUUCGAUAUUGAUUGGGAUUAUUGCGUUUAACAAGCUGUAAAAUUUCUAACAUGGUGAAAUGCUCGAUGUGGAGGGAUUUUACCUAGCAACUCACCCCCUGAUAGACUUUGUGUGGCUGUAGUUCAUUUCUCAUCAGGAUGCCGCAGAUUCGCACAUUGUGUCGAAUCAAACCCACGGCGGAAUAUUACCCAGAAUUCGAGGCCAGUCGGAAUACUCUGUACCUGAGAGUACCAGAGGUCCUUAGGGAAAACUGGGAAAAUAGUGUCCGUGGAAAGGCCAACGUCAGCCAUGAGUUCAACUUUGAUUACAUCUUUAAGAACACUGCGACACAGGAAGAAGUGUUUGAAGUGGCCGCCAAAGAAAUCAUACAAGCCUUCCUGAAUGGAUACAAUGGCACCAUCUUUGCCUAUGGACAGACAGGGACAGGAAAGACCUUCACUGUUGAGGGUAGCCCCAAACAGUACAAGCUUCGUGGACUGGAACCCAGGUCUCUGUCCAUGAUUUACAAAGAACUGGAGAAGAGAACUGACGAGGAUAUCAGUGUUCAUAUCUCCUACCUAGAGAUUUACAAGGAAACGGGAUUUGAUCUUCUUAGUACAGGGGCCAGAACUCAGUCAGCUGUAACUCCAUUUCCAAAGGUCUCUGUAAUGGAGGGUUCCCAGGGGGUGUGGAUGGUGAAGAAUCUGUCCGUUCAUUAUGCCGCCACAGAAGAUGUGGCACAGAACCUCCUGCUUCAGGGUCAGGCCAACCGCCGCGUAGCUGCCACUGCUGUUCACGACAGAUCUUCGCGGUCCCAUGCAGUGUUCACUAUUCAGCUGAGUUCAAAGAGGUCGGAUUCGGAUGUGGUAGUCAAGUCUAAACUUCACCUGGUGGAUUUAGCAGGAUCAGAGAGAGUGUCAAAGACUGGUGCGCAAGGAAACCUGCUGAACGAGGCCAAGUGUAUUAACCUGUCCCUCCAUUUCCUGGAGUCGGUGAUCAUCGCACUUCAAGGGGAUUCUGGGAGUAACGAUAACAAAGGAAGAGUGAGCAGUGCUGGACAUCAGAGGGGGAGGUCAAAGACUAGGGAAAACGGACGGCCCAGCACAGCAGAAGGUUUAAGCAGAACAGGUCCCCGCCAUGUCCCCUACAGGAACUCCCUACUUACCAUGGUCCUCAGGGACAGCCUGGGUGGUAACUGCAUGACCUGUAUGAUAGCUACUAUUUCAUUGGAGUAUCGUAAUCUAGGAGAGACCCUAUCUACCUGUCGAUUCGCUGGCCGUGUGGCCUGUAUUGCCAACAGUGUCAAAUUUUUGAGAGCAUUAACGAGAAACGAAGAGGUUGAUGAAAAAGCUUUAAUUAAGAAACUACGAAAGCGUGUGGCAGAACUAGAAAGUGAACUAUCAUGUCUGUUAAUGGCCAAGGAGGAUGUCAAGUUUAGUAUUGACAUGAUGAAUGCCAAACUAACAGACGAAGACAAAAUACAGUGCAAUAAGGUCAUCAAGUCCUACCUUGAUGGAAAGGUCGCAGAUCCCGUUAGUGAAGGAAUAACCAAUCCCUACAAAUUCCGAGAGUGCAUGAAAAUUUUGAAAAAAAUGAUUCUGGAAGGAUUGGGCAGCAGUGCUAACCCAGAUGAUGUGCCAAACUUUUUAAUGUCUUCUGAGGAAGCCAAUGACAUCAGAGCUAGCUCCACCCCAGAGAAAGGGACCCAGGUGCUGAAAGUACACUCUGACAAGAGGAAGAAUGAGGAAAAAACGGUACAAAUUCCUAUUCCGGCACGGAAUGCCUGGGGAGAGGAAUCAUACACCACUGCCCCAGAGCCACCCCUGAAUCGGCCCCACCAUCGACAGAGACGAAGGCCACAUAGGCCCCCGCAGGACACGGACGAAGAGGGGAUGAGGACGGCAGGAGAGAGCGAUGCUGAGCCAGCUCCCCAAAAACGGUCAGAUGCAGAAAAUUUGUCAACAAUCCUCAGGCAGAGCAGGAGUAGAAACAGAAGAAAGUACCAUUCUCCUUUUGAGAAGAAACGAAUCAAGGAAAUCAAGAAAUUGAAUGAGAAGGUAGAGACUUUGCAGCAGACGCAGAUCAGUAAGGAGGGGGAACUAGUCAAGAUGAAAAUCAACAUGGCGGAACAGGAACUGAACCUCAUGGAGGAGCAAGUCAGAACUAAACUGAACGUGACAAAGGAACAGCUAGCUGAUCAGAGAGCUUAUCUACAACAGCUAAAAACUGUUGAAGCUGAUAAACUAACUAUAGAGAGGGAGAAAACAGUAGAAAAGCAAUUACGCAAGAAAGAGGCAAAAGCCACAAAGAAGAUUGAAGUGAUUGAAGAGAAACGUAAACAGCUUGUUGAACACUCGGAGGAGGUGGACAAAGAACUGACCAAAGCCAAGCCAACCGUGCGGGAACAGUUUGGGAAGUACCGCAAGAGGGACGGCAGUCUCAACACCAGGCAGGUGUAUGACAUGCUGCGCUCGGAGGAAAAGAAACAGGAAAAGAUUCAAAAUCAGCUUGAACAUGAAAGAAUGGUAAUGAUAAGCCAGCAACUAGAGCUGAAAGAAGCUGCAACUCGACAGAAACUGCAGAACUUUAAAGAAUUGCUGAGGCUGUCUCACUCAGCAGGCUUUCCUGAUGGACAUGUUGGGCAUGCUAAUGAUCCAAGGGCUGUGACUGCCCCAGGAUUUGGUGAGGGGCCAGAGAGACUGAAAGCUCGAGAGGAAGUUGGACUUGAGGACAUGCAUGAAAGGACCGGUAGUCCUGAGAGGACCUUGUAUACUGCCGCUACCACUCAUAUCAAUAACGGACUGGAAUCACGGAAUAUUCAUACUCGAGAAUCAAGGGCCAUCACCCAAAAAGAGGAACCCAUGGACAGUCGACCAGUAUCACGUCAAAGUGUGAGAUCGACAAGAUCUGUUAUUCCUGACAGUGAGUUUUAUGCUAAACGGAAGCAGGAGAAGGAUCCCACAUCACGCUGGGAGUCCUCUUAUUCCCGGCCUUCCACAGCUUGUAGUCAGAAGCAGCCGGAUAUUGAUUUCAUUUACAUGCAGCCUAAAAAGCUGGACGACAGUGAAGAUGAGAUCAAGUACGGACUGACAGACGACGUGAAGUCUGCGCGAGAGGAAUCGAGAAAAUCAACGGCAAGGUCCAAGCCCCCACCAGCACCUAGUCGAUCGUCAAACCGGAUAGAUGACGGAUUAGAGGACUUUGAAACACUCAUUCCAAGUGAAUAUGUGCAUGGAAUGGGAACAAAAGACAAGUUUGAUGGAAAGAAAAUGGGUCUUUCUUCUACCACAUUUGAUGCAGCUCUUGCAUCGAUGUUGGAAGCAGCAGAAGAAAAUGUGUAUUUUAAUCACGAGGAUUAUGACCAGUAUGCAAGUACAAACAAAACGCGCUCUUAUGACAGAGAGAGUCCCAUGGACAGAGAGAUGUAUGCGAUAUCCCAGAAAUCACGUGAGAAUGACAUUCGAGCCAUUUAUGGUUCUCCUUUAAAAAGUAGCAAGAGUAUGCGUCAGAGUCGUCCCAAGACGCAACAGAAACCAGUUAGCUAUUUUUCAGACGAUGAGGACUUUGAUGGGAGACCCCGGAGAAGUAAUUCCCCCUCUCGGGUCAAAAGAGAUAAGUCACUAGAAGACUGGGAGAGAAGAAUGUUACAGAAAAACUCAGCAAGGAGCAGUCGCAAAAACUCCCCACUCAAAAAGAGUAAAUCCAAUAACUAUGCGUCUAAUAGGUACUCAACUGAAAGUGAGGAAGAGGAGGUGAAAAAGAAUCCGUCAAGUUACAGGAACUGGGGGCCCCAGACCAAGAAUGCUUCAAUAGCAGGCCGCUUAGCUAAUUUCUCCAUUGAGACCCCUCCACCAAGAAAUAAUGCAGAUGUGAAUGGAGAAUAUUAUUAUCCCUCGCGGACUAACAGUCUUGUGAUCGAGGAAUCAAAAUUCAAAUCAGUGACUGCUGUGCCUGAUGAAGAGGCGGAGAGUUCAUUCAUGGGGAAAGUCAUUGAACAGCGAGAUCGCGUCAAUAAAAUUCGACAAGCCAGAAAAUCGGCUGAAGUUAUUCAGAUGGCUUGGAGGAAAUAUCAAGAAAAGAAGAAACAUGCCCGCUGGUGAUAAAACUCGACCUGUUUUAUAGUGCCAAAGGGGAUGGAUAUUUUAUUUUAAUUCAGGGAAAAGUAAUCAAAUGAUAUUAAAAUUCCAUUUUUUUUUCAAAUGAUAAAUUGGCAUGAAGACAAUUAUUUUCAAAAUGCAAUCAAAAUAUUAUUGUUCAUUGUGUAAAGUAUAGUGCUACUUUUUAUGAAAAUUGGAAGACUACAUUAGUUAAUACCGGUACAUGUAACUUGAUUGAACUUUGAAAUUUCUUCAAUUCAUGUAAAGUAUAUGACUAUAAGUUAGUACCAUUUUGACAAUAUAAAUUGAUAAUUCAUAUCUGUGCUUAUGUGUAUGUGUGUGUGUGUGUAACAUUAGUAUGUAAUGACGGAUGUAUGCAUUGUAGUGUAUGUUUUAAAAGUGUUUGACUUGCAUGUACAUUGUGUAAACAAAAUUUCAAACAAACAUAAUCAACAUGCAAUGCUUGCCCCAAACAGUCUCAUUAUAGUCUGUGAUAGUUUAAAUAUUUUUUUUUAGUUUUGAAUUUUAUUGUCCUUAGUACUUUAAUGUUUUGUAUUUUUUUUUAAAGUAUAUUUAAAAGAUGUAGACAUUCCAUUGAAUUGUAGACAAACUUUGCAGAAUCUCUGUCAUACCGUCCAGUUUACAAUUUAUACAUAGAAGAAAUUGAGAUAUAUUUUUAUACAUUUACCAGUCCCAAUAUGUUGUACAUGUAAUAUGGACUGUAGAUUUUGCUGUUUUUAUGUUAGAAUGUAAAAUCAUACAAAUUUUUUAUUUAAAAAAAAUAGAUAUAAAUGUACCACUGUUCAAAUCUCAUAUCAUGCUCCCGUGUGAACAUGAAUAAAACAAUAGUUGAUAAAUAACAAUUAAAAAGAUAAAAUACUUUGUGUUUUUAUUUAUCAGUUAUCUCAGAAAGCAAAAAAUAUAGAUUUAUUGUAGAUUCUUCAACCAUAGUAAGGUGGUAUAGGACACGCAUCCUUAUUCUGACAUACUUUAUAUCAAAAUAAACAAUGAAAUCGAGCAUAAUUUUAUAAUAAUUUUCUCUCCAAAAAUUGUUACCUAACAUCAUAGCGCAAUGGGUUAAAGCCUUAUAGAUAACUACUUUUCUGUAUGUCACAAUU